UUUCCCUUUGUUUCGAACACGCCCUCCCACCUCUCCCACCUCUCCGCGUCGCGCGCCUCUGUUUCUCCGUCUCUGAUUUUCCGAUCCCUCGGCCGUACCGGUGCCUUCGCCGGAGAAAUCGGCGCCGGCGGCCUCCGUGAAGCCCGCGGAAGGUAACGGUUUUUCCUCCGGCGGGACCUUGGGAGCUCCCGUCUCGCCGUUGGGAGCUUGGUGCUUAGACCUAGGAGCUGUUCCAAAUGUUAUCGGCGGCGAAUGAGGACGGUUUAGGUGGGAAAUCGGGUGGGCCGGAGGAGAAUCGAGGGGAAGGUGGGGUUUCGGAGGAUGCCCGUGGAGUGCCUCGGGAAGGGAAGGGCGUGGGUUUGGGGGUUGCAGGUGAUGGUGCGGUCGAUUCGAUGGGCGUCGAUUCGGUAGGUUUAGGAGGCGAAAUUAGGGCUUCGGGUAGUGGCGUAGAUUCAGGAAAUGGGAGAUCUGAAGAGGAUAGAGUUAGGGUUUGCUCGUCGGCAGGUGGGGGGAGUCCUGGUGGGGAAGAUGAGGAAAUGGUACCUGGAGGUUUCGAUUUUAAAAGCGAGAAGUCCGGUGAGUAUUGGCCCCACGAUGUGAAAGGUGGGAUGAAAGUGGAAAAUGACCCAUCUGAUGCCUACGAUCGCGAAAUUGGUUUGCAAGGUCGCCUUGCGGUUGACGGGGAUGGGUUGGAGUCGAGAAACUCUAGUGGCUUGGCUGAGAGGAAACCUUUCGACCGGCAGUAUGAUUCUUUGUUGUCUGAGUUUGAUGAAUAUGUAGCGAAUGAGAAAAAUAGCUCCAAUGAAAGUGGCAUGUCGAGGGCUUUGAGUUACGGAUUUGAAGUGGGGGAUAUGGUGUGGGGCAAAGUAAAAUCACAUCCCUGGUGGCCGGGACAAAUCUUCAAUGAAGUCUUUGCAUCUUCUUCGGUGCGUCGCUCGAGGAGGGAUGGUUAUGUGCUGGUGGCUUUCUUCGGUGAUAGUAGUUAUGGGUGGUUUGACCCAGCAGAGCUUAUACCUUUUGAGGAGAAUUUCAUUGAAAAAUCGAGCCAGACGGUUUCGAGGAACUUUAGUAAGGCAGUUGAGGAGGCCAUGGAUGAAGCAAGUAGAAGAAGUGGUCUUGGUUUGGCUUGCAGGUGUAGAAAUGCUUUUAGUUUUCGACCGACACAUGUUCAGGGGUACUUUGCAGUCGAUGUGCCUGAUUAUGAGCAAGGAGGGCUGUAUUCGACUACUCAGAUAAGCAAAGCACGAGACAGUUUCCAGCCUCGGGAAACUCUUGCAUUUAUAGAGCAGCUUGCAUUAAUGCCGCAAAGCCGUGAUGAGCAGAGCCUCGAGUUUGUCAAGAAUAAGGCUAUCGUUUUUGCUUAUCGCAAGGCAGUAUUUGAGGAGUAUGAUGAGACCUAUGCACAGGCAUUCGGGGUGCAGGCUGUGCGCCCUUCUCACAGUCCAGUUGAUGCAACAGCUCAGCCGGUGAAAGAGCCGCCUCGAGCUCCUUUGAGUGGUCCACUGGUGUUUGCCGAGGCUCUUGGCAGCAAAAGGACCUCCACUAAACCCAUGAAAGUGAAGGAUACCUCCAAAAAGGACAAAUAUCUUUUCAAGCGUCGUGAAGAUUCUGGCACACAACUAACUAGCCCAGUACAGGCCAAUUCUUUGGUUCCUGCCGCUUACAUUGACGGUUCAUCUGUAGUUGCAGCAGGUUAUAUCUUGCAGAAGAGAGCUCCAUCUAUUCCUGUCAACUCUCAGAUUUCUGGGAAACUUGAGCAGACCCAAGUAACUGCAGAUGCAAUUUCAAAUCAAGGUGGUACUGGGAUUUCAGACCUGCAUCAAAUUCCAGAAAGUAGCUCUGCAAUAAAUAUUUCGAGUCCUUCUGGUUUAGGUGGCUCCAAUGUAAUGGGAAAAGGGGAUGAUGCAAAAAUCACCAAUUCCCAAGAUGGUUUUCUGCAAAGAGGCCAGGAAUUUCAUACAGUACAGGAUAGUGGUUAUGUUUCUCCUUUAUCAGCUGAUGUUGUUAGUGCUGAUGGAGCCAUGAGGAAGAAGAAGAAGAAAGUUCUUAAAUAUCAUGCAGGAGAGCCAAGCUCGCAGAAUGCUGUUACGAGAGAGAAGAAAAAGAAGAAAAGGAAAGAAUUUGGUACUGAGACAGGUUCUGAUCAUCCCCAAAAGCGGCUGGUAGCUAGCAAAGUCGGAGUAUCAGUGGCAAAAGUUGCUGGUAAACUUUCUCAAGUUGAUUCAGCGUCAAGAGAAGAAUCUUAUGCGGACAAACAGCAGAAAAGUGAAGCAAGCUGGAUGCAUCCCGAUAAUGUUGGGACGGUGCCUACUUGGUCUGGAAAUGCUGAGCUCGAUUUGCGACAACUCUUGAAUGGCUUGCAAGCCCUUGCUCUUGAUCCUUUCUAUGGAAUUGAAAGGAGCAAUCCUGCAGUUACAAAGCAUGCAUUUCUUCGAUUUCGAUCCCUUGUGUAUCAGAAGAGCUUGGUUCUGGCUCCACCAUCUGAGACUGAUACCGAUGAAAAACGCCCUGCUAAAUCUCUUGCUGGUGUUGGAGCUCCCGAUCAACCUACUGGUGAAAGCGUAAGAAAGUUAUCAUCUUCAAAAUCAACAAAACCACCUGGAAGAUUUGAUGACCCAACAAAGAGUGGCCGCAAACGUCCUCCAUCCGACCGUCAAGAAGAAAUUGAAGCAAAGAGGUUGAGGAAAAUCAACAAUAUCAAAUCAUUGGCCUCUGAAAAGAGGGCAAUUCAGAAGACCCAAGAUGCGCCACGGGGAGAGGGAAGGGAAACUGUAUCUGCAACCCCAAAACAAGCAAAACCAUUUCCUGUCAAGAAAGUGGAGUCUCAUCCGGCAAGAGCCUCGGACCCCACCAUAUUAGUCAUGAAAUUUCCUCCUGGAACGUCACUACCCUCUGUCACUGAGCUCAAGGCAAGGUUUGCUCGAUUUGGGCCAUUAGAUUACUCGGGUAUCCGUGUCUUCUGGAAGUCAUCGACAUGCCGGGUUGUCUUCCACCGCAAACUUGACGCGGAGGCAGCUUACAAGUAUGCUGCUGGAAACAACAACUUGUUUGGCAAUGCUGGCGUGAGAUAUUCUCUUCGGGAUGCAGAAGUUCCUGCAUCCGAGGCUUCGGAGUCUGGAAAAAGCAGAGUCAAUGAUGUACAUGAUACUCCACGCCUCAAGGAUCCUUCGACUGAAAGACCAGGACCUGCAUCCUCGGUGCAGCUCAAAUCAUGCUUGAAGAAAUCGUCUGGAGAUGAUGCCGGUGUAGGGCCCACCACAGGUAAUGGAGGUCGGGCAGCAGCCCGUGUAAAAUUUAUGUUGGGUGGGGAAGAAACUACUAGUAAGCAAGAGCAAAAGAUGAUGGUUGAUAAUGCGAACAACUUCAACGACAAGAACAACAAUGCUAGUUUUGCAGAUGGUGGUGCAUCAUCUUCUUCUUCCUCUCUUGCAAUGGUUUAUAAUAGUAAGAACUUUCAAAGAGCUGUCCCUUCCUCUCCUCUUCCGCCUCUUCUACCCCUUCCUCCACUUGCAAAGCCACAACUGCUAAACAACAAUGCACCAUUGCCCACUGAAAUAGCACCCUCUUCAAGAAGUGCACCCAAUUUUAACAUCACCGUGGACAUCUCGCACCAGAUGAUAAGCCUCUUGACUCGGUGCAAUGAUGUAGUGAACAACUUGUCGGGCUUGCUAGGUUAUGUCCCCUACCAUCCUCUUUGAUGAUAAAUAAGUGAGGCCCCACCCAAAAGAGCGAUUAAUCUUUUAUGGACCAUGAAGAUGGAACUUCAACAGUCGCAUGGAGGACGAGUCACCAAUCAAAAAGCCCAAAUCGCACUGGACUUCUGGCAGGGAUUGGAUUUUUCCUUCGGGCUGAGGAGAGCCAACAGAAAGGGGCCUCAAACUGAAGCGGUUGGACUAGUGACAAAACAAAAUAUGAAGCGGUUGGACUAGUGACAAGACCAAAUCAUGUUUGUCAUGUGUAAUCGAUGGUGCAAUCUUAUUGCUCUUUUUAGCUUUGACAGGUUUUAUUUUAAUUAUUCGUAGGAAACAUUGUCUUUUUUUUUUUCUGCUUUAGCUUUUUUAUUAUGCUUGACAGACACGGAAACUUUUCGUAAGGGCAAUGUGACUUGGAUAGAGUAGUAAGAGGAUUA
Syzygium oleosum is the source of this 4129-nucleotide messenger RNA. RefSeq names its product PWWP domain-containing protein 1. The transcript has 2 exons. Bases 237 to 3698 code for a protein of 1153 amino acids. Lineage: Eukaryota; Viridiplantae; Streptophyta; Magnoliopsida; Myrtales; Myrtaceae. The record is from RefSeq and is a predicted model, not a curated record.